Leptopilina boulardi is the source of this 947-nucleotide messenger RNA. RefSeq lists its product as uncharacterized. The record is from RefSeq and is a predicted model, not a curated record. The coding region runs from base 252 to 857 and encodes 201 amino acids. Lineage: Eukaryota; Metazoa; Arthropoda; Insecta; Hymenoptera; Figitidae. The transcript is spliced from 4 exons.
UUGGGUGGAACAUUUCAGAAAUUCUUACUCAUUAUAUAUGCUUAAUUUUUAUUUAGAUACUUAAAUAAAACGAAUUUAACUAUAUAGUUUACACAGACAUAUGAUAAAAUUUAAAAAUUAAUUAUUCUUGUCUUUGAACAUAUAAAUACAAGGAAAUUCAUAAAGUUUUCAUCAUUUUUGUUGUAACUAUAAUAUUAUACGCGUUUACAAAUUUGUCAAUAUUGAUUCUGAAAAACAAAUAUUUGAAAAACAUGAAGUAUUUGAAAGCUAUUCUUUUAUUAGUUGGUAUUGUUAUUGGCUAUAUUUCGUAUGCAACCGCCGAGAAAGAAGAAUUUCAUAACAUAACUUAUACUGAAUUGAAAUUGUUUUGCAAAUUGAAGGGUCAUAUGCUAACUGAAGCACGUGAUAUAUCAAAUAAUCUUCGUAACAAUUUUACAGGAAAUUGUACAGAUUUUAAUCAUCAAAAAAAGAUUAAAGAUUUAGUUAAUGAAAUAUUGCCUUGUUUGGAUAGUGAUGAACAGCCAAACGAAACUGAAUUGGAAUCAAUUUAUAGAGAGAUUACGACAAAAUUAUGCAUUCACUAUGAAUUUGCCAAUUUUAAGAAGAAAAAUGAGAAUUGUUUUAAAACAGAUACUUUAGCCCAUCCAUGUUUGCUUAAAAAUUUUAUAACCUUUAGACCCAAAUUUAACAAACUCUUCUCGACAUUGGCAAUGACUCAUACACAUGAAGAGUGCAACUUUCUCAAAGUCAAACUGGCGUGUUUUUCAAAUAGGAAUGUAACUGAUUGUGCUCCUCAACUUCAAAUCCAACGUGAAAAUUUAAUUGAAAAGUAUGAAUUAAAUUUAAAGUGUGCCUAAAAAUUUUUUUUAUUGUGUACUUUAUGAAUUUUUUUUCCUUUAAAAAUUAUUAAAAUCACGGUUGAGAAAUAAAAACUUUUUGAGCUAUAA